AUGGUGGUGUGUGCAGGUUUCAGUGAGACGGUUGUUGACCGCUCCUGUUUAGACACGAUAGACGACUCAUCUCCAGAGUUCACCAACUUCGUCUCCAUCCUGGAACAGAUCCUCAGUCACAGACUGAAAGAAUGUAGCACUCAUUCUCUCUCUCUUCUUUCUAUCUCCCCUCCCUUCUCCCAGGUCGACUAGUGGUUUGGUUAUGAGACUCAUCGUAGUUUCUGGGACUAUGUGAAAGCCUGCAGUAAAGUCUCUCACAGCUGCAUCCACAGCAUUGAGAGCAUGGAGAAUGUACGCUCCUCCAGAGCUAAGGGUCGGGCGUGGAUCAGGCUGGUGCUGAUGGAGAAGAGGUUGUCUGAGUACAUCUCCUCCGCCCUGAGGGACUUAAAAACCACCAGGAGAUGGUAUGAGGAUGGGGCCAUCAUGCUAGGUGAGGAGGCGGGGCUGCUAGCAGAUACACUCAUCGGUCUCAACACCGUUGACUUCAGCUUCUGUCUGAAAGGGGAGGGGCUGAAUGGAAGCUGCCCAGCGGUGAUUGACUAUACGCCCUAUCUGAAGUCGAUUCAGAGAGAAAACAGCAUCAGCAGUGAUGAGGAGGAGUUGAGGACCCUGGGGAGCAGCGGCAGCGAGAAGAACACCCCUGAAAAGAUGGCCGCCAGCACUGCMGAGGCCAUCUUAACUGAGCAGAGCAGCUGGGUCUGCAGGUGUAAAAGACUCGAGCAGAAAUACCYCAUGGCACUGGAACAGAAGUGUUAUCUGGAAGAGAUGGUUCGUCUGAGAGAGGCCCAGCUGUCUCAAGUGAUUCCUCAGAACAAAGCUCUUCAGCAGAGACUAACAGACACACACCUCUCACACACACUGGAGAAGGAACAACUAACUAAUAACAUCGUACUGGAGCUCCAGGACCACCUGARAGUGCUGAAGAACCAUGACUUGAGGUCUAGACAAGAACUGACCGCACAUCUGACCAAUCAGUGGCCUUCACCCGGGGCCUUGGAUACCAUGCUGUACAGGAAUAGGGUGGGGCAGUGGGAGGAGAAGAAUUUCCAGAGUCUAGAGCAGCUGUCCCAGACCUCUCUGGAGCCCUCACACACACUCAACCUGGACACUAGACCAGCCAGCUCACACUGGCACCACCAUGGGAAGGAGGACACCUCCUCUCUGAUAGGUCUGUGUGGGUCUCUGCAGUCAGUAGCCAGCAAUAAGUCACUGGCCAGCCUGAAGUCCAGUGAGUGUCUAGCCAGCCCCACCACAGAUGACCAGUCCUGACCUCACCCUGUCCUAGAACAAGAGACCCAGCACAUGGUUUGGAGAAAGAGAGCCAGAUUUGGAUCCUGGAAUUGGAACUCAGCCUUUUUAAAUAACAUUCCACCCCAUCCCGUCCUAAACCCAGAGGUCUAACUUCGUCCCCAGGCUCAAUUCAUAGAUUACCAGAGAUGCAACACAGGUCGUAGAAUCAGACAACUGUGCAUAGAGAUUUAUUUAUUGGAAUUUCUAUGACUAAAUCACAUGGAAUCUGGAUCCAGGAACUCUUGAGUUUUUAAAAAGAAAUAUUGAAGGAACUCAUAGCUCAAAACAUGGGAGCCGCAGUCAAUCAUUUGGAAUUUACAACCCGAACUGACCCUGGAACCAGCGCUUCAGUAGUCAGUCCUUCAAUGUAAGCGCAGAGCCGUUGGAAAAACCAGGACUAUAUUGACCAGGACCGACCCCAUGUUUAUUUAUUAGUUUGUUGUAUAUCUGCACUGAUGMGAAAACUGCAUAGUUGAAAGCCAGUUCCGGGUAGGCAUACUGUUGUCACCUAUCUUAUGUGUUCAGAUCACUGCAGACCAAGGAGAACGCCACUUGACACUAUCGACCAGACCUUUUGUGUCACUUAAAGGACUCCUCAUGAUGUAAACAUGCUCAGCAUCCCAGAGAUUGACAAAACUUGAGGAAUGGCUUUCUUUAGGAUUUAUUUAGGGAUGGGUAAGGAGUGUUGAAGUUUAGGGUUUGUUGUUUCUCAACCGUGUUAAAGCCUGUAGACUAGUGGUUCUGUUCAUGCCUCAUCAACUUGCAGGUGUUGUCCUGUUACCCUGGCAACUUAAGUGAGCUCUACUAUAGAUGGCCAUGGUGGGUCCGACUCAGCGGCCAAAGAAAUACAACUCAAAGAACGGAUAUAUUUAGGUAUUGUAUUCCUGCCAGAGGACUGGACUAUCCUCAUUAUUUAUAAUGUUGGAAGGGCCUUGAAAUAUCUAGAGGAGAACCGUGUUGCUUUUCUGUUUUCUGUUUCUACGGUCAAUCCUCUGUGGUACUUGACUUGCAGCCAUAAUCAUAUUAUUGAUGGCAUUGGACGUAUUCUUAUAAACGAUCAAAAUAAAG
This is a messenger RNA of Salvelinus sp. IW2-2015, 2358 nucleotides long. NCBI's taxonomy places the organism in Eukaryota, Metazoa, Chordata, Actinopteri, Salmoniformes, Salmonidae. The record is from RefSeq and is a predicted model, not a curated record.